This is a messenger RNA of Pristis pectinata (smalltooth sawfish), 2450 nucleotides long. RefSeq names its product poly [ADP-ribose] polymerase tankyrase-2-like. Gene Ontology annotation, molecular function: protein binding. Bases 321 to 2450 code for a protein of 709 amino acids. Gene Ontology annotation, cellular component: cytoplasm; nucleus. The record is from RefSeq and is a predicted model, not a curated record. NCBI's taxonomy places the organism in Eukaryota, Metazoa, Chordata, Chondrichthyes, Rhinopristiformes, Pristidae. The transcript has 16 exons.
CUGAAUAAAUAGUACUGCCGAGUGGAGACAGGCCUGGAUUUCAGCUAAUUUAGCACUUUCGAUCCGAGGUGGGGGGAGGAAGCUUUGGCGAAAGCCACAUCGGACAGCAGCAAGUCCGGCCUACGCGCGUUCACGCGGGCGCGGCCACGUGACGCGGGGGGCCGGCCGGGCUUUGUUCGGAGGCUGGAGCGUGGGGGGCGCGCGUGCGCGCGCUGCUCCGGUCGUCUCGCGACGAGGGCGGGAGGGGCGGCGCCUGUUGGCUUGUCGCGGCGGCCGGUUCGGAGCGGAGCGGAGCUGACUGACUGACUGCCGGCCGGCCCAUGGCGUCUCGACGGUGUCCUGGAGCGGCAGGCUCGAGUGCGGGGGAGCACCCACCGGUCCCGGCCUCUGCUCACCCAGACCCGGCCAGGGAGCUGUUCGAGGGCUGCCGCAACGGCGACGUGGCCCGGGUGAAGAGGCUGCUGAAGGCGGACAACGUUAACGCCAGAGACACGGCGGGUCGCAAAUCCACCCCCUUGCACUUUGCCGCAGGCUUUGGACGGAAGGAUGUAGUUGAAUUUUUGCUUCAGAAUGGUGCUAAUGUCCAUGCAAGAGACGAUGGAGGCCUUAUUCCUCUUCAUAAUGCCUGUUCAUUUGGUCAUGCAGAAGUUGUCAAUCUGCUGCUGUGUCAUGGUGCUGAUUCUAAUGCUCGUGAUAACUGGAACUACACGCCUCUCCAUGAAGCUGCCAUCAAAGGCAAAAUUGACGUAUGCAUAGUUUUGCUCCAACAUGGAGCUGACCUUCAUAUUCGUAAUACAGAUGGAAGAACAGCAUUAGACCUAGCAGAGCCAUCUGCUAAAACGCUAUUGACAGGUGAAUACAAGAAAGAUGAGCUUUUAGAGACUGCAAGGAAUGGAAAUGAGGAAAAGUUGAUGUCCCUACUUACACCAUUGAAUGUAAACUGCCAUGCUAGUGAUGGUAGAAAGUCCACACCACUGCAUUUAGCAGCAGGAUAUAACCGUGUUAAUAUCGUACAGCUGUUACUUCAACAUGGUGCAGAUGUUCAUGCUAAGGAUAAAGGAGAUUUAGUACCCCUUCACAAUGCCUGUUCGUAUGGUCAUUAUGAAGUAACAGAACUUUUAAUUAAGCAUGGUGCCUGUGUGAAUGCUAUGGACCUCUGGCAGUUUACUCCUUUGCACGAGGCUGCCUCCAAGAACAGAGUAGAAGUAUGUUCCCUAUUGCUGAGCUAUGGUGCUGAUCCAACAUUGCUGAACUGUCAUUCUAAGAGUGCUAUUGAUUUGGCCCCUACACCCCAGCUAAAAGAACGCUUAGCUUAUGAGUUCAAAGGACAUUCAUUGCUACAAGCUGCUAAAGAAGCAGAUGUUGCUGGUGUGAAAAAACAUCUUUCUUUAGAGAAUGUGAAUUUCAAGCAUCUUCAAACUCAUGAAACUGCACUGCAUUUUGCUGCUGCUUCUCCAUAUCCGAAACGAAAACAGGUGGCUGAGCUUUUAUUAAGAAAAGGGGCUAAUGUCGAUGAAAAGACAAAAGACCUCUUAACGCCCCUCCAUGUGGCAUCAGAAAAGGCCCAUAAUGAUAUGAUUGAAGUACUUGUAAAAAAUGAUGCAAAGGUGAAUGCUUUGGACAGUCUUGGUCAAACACCUUUGCACAGGGCUGCACAUUGUGGUCAUCAUCACACGUGUCGCCUUUUGCUGGCUUCUGGAUCUGAUUCAUCUAUAGUAUCUCUUCAAGGAUUCACUGCAUCACAGAUGGGCAAUGAAAGUGUGCAGCAGAUUUUACAAGGUGCUGUAGUUGGAAAUUGUGAUACUGACCGGCAGCUGUUAGAAGCAGCUAAAACUGGAGACUUGGAUGUAGUCAAGAAACUCUGCACUCUUCAGAAUGUAAACUGCAGAGAUGUAGAAGGCCGCCAGUCUACCCCACUCCACUUUGCAGCUGGUUACAACAGAGUGUCCGUGGUGGAAUAUUUGUUAGAAAAUGGUGCUGAUGUUCAUGCCAAGGACAAAGGAGGUUUGGUUCCAUUACAUAAUGCGUGUUCCUAUGGACAUUAUGAAGUGGCAGAGCUGCUUGUUAAACAUGGUGCAGUGGUUAAUGUAGCUGAUUUGUGGAAGUUUACUCCUUUACAUGAAGCUGCUGCCAAGGGAAAAUAUGAAAUUUGCAAACUUUUAUUAAUACAUGGUGCUGAUCCAACCAAGAAGAACCGGGAUGGAAAUACAGCUUUAGAUCUAAUUAAGGAUGGAGAUACAGACAUUCAAGACCUCUUGAGUGGAGAUGCUGCUUUACUUGAUGCUGCAAAAAAGGGUUGCAUGGCCAGGGUGAAGAAAUUAUGCAUAAUAGAGAAUGUUAACUGCAGAGAUACACAAGGCAGACAUUCAACACCCUUACAUUUAGCAGGUCUGCUUUUGUUAAAUCUGUUCCUUGUGCAUGUAGAAUAUUACAGAAGUGCUGUUAAUUGA